AUGGCCUCGCAAGUAAGACAACCUCCUCCCCGUCUCAGUAUUCCCCCGUCGCUUGGUAUGCAACAGCCAUUUGAUGGCAGACAAGCCAUGUUCUCUCCGGGGCUGCCGACCUCUCUGCAGCAGAGCUAUCAUCCUCCGCUCCCAUUCUCGAUAGGACAUCCUCCACUUCAGACACCCAUGCAACCUUUUUUCCAGCCGCAACCGCCAAAUGCCCCAGGUCGUCCUGCGUACGCUCUUCACAAAGCCCAUGCAAGCAUGGUACACUACCCCGGCUUCCCACCGCCAACUGCGAUACCCAUCACACCUCUGGGACAGGGAUUUCCUUCGCAUAUUCACGGCACCAUCUUUCGAAUCCGAAGGCAACCCAGUGUAAGCAUCGGAGGUCCACCUAAGGCACCACUUGGAGGUCCCGGGCGUAAGCAUAGCCCAAUGGCUAUUCAACCACCCCCACCGACUAUGCAAAAGGGGAAGAAAAUAGUCGUUAACCUCCCAGUAGAGACGAUACCCGGAACAAACGGUGACCCACCUUCGCGUCCUUCAUGGGCGCGAACGCCGAUGCCGACGACAAGCACGGAAGAACCAUUUGCAUGGGAUACCUUAAAACAAAGACUGAUAGAGGAGAGGCUGGAGAAGUUGGGUGUUGAGCGAGGAUCUGGAGGUUCUUUACCAAUUCAUGCACCGCAUGCUCGAGCAGCCUCAAUAUCAUCCCCGGCCGAUCCAUCGUUGUUGUAUUUCAAAUUAAAUGAGCUGCGCCGAUCGCAAAAUGCUUCCACAUCCAACUCGUUGUCAAGUUCUCCACAACCCCCGCCUAUGGCACACCCUGCAUACUUUAACCCCUCUGCUGCGUUCAACCCCUUCGGCCCAAGUGCUGUUCUUGGAUCUGACAGCAUCGAGCCUGACACGCCCUUUGGGUCUACGCAUUUUGAUGGCCUUCACGCACCCCAAGGUCGUAUGCCUGUGACGUUACUGCCUCUUACUGCAGGAAUCAGUCGUGGCAGCAGCCGUCCUGAUUUUGUUCGUGGUUUCGGUUUGGAUAUUCCAGAAGAAGAAGAGCCUCAGGAAGAGACACCUGGCGUGGACCAGAAGCCCAGCCUGAAGUGGAGCCAGGACAUGGUGGCCCCAAUGAGAAAUUCCAGCACACAUCAUUCAAGGCACGUCUCGAGGUUGUCACACACGUUGUCCUUGAGAUCCGUUGGAGGUGUGCGCAAUGGCGUUACGCCGGACGAGGUUGACAUUGUGCCUGUACGGAGCCCCGUUGGGAAUCCGGGAAUUGAUGAUUUGGACAAGGAAGCCGUUGGGGAGUGGACUGGUUCAGAGGAUUUGCGUAUGGACGAGUCUGACGAUGAGCAGAGCAUCGGAGAGUGGUCGAAUCCUUCCGACGAAGAGCGCGCUCGUCACGAGAGGAUGCAACGCCGGUCACUUCGGCAGAGACGACAGGAAAUCGAAACACCGAGGCGGCUGCCCAAUUUCCCUGCGCCUCCGACGGGUGUAUUCGGCGUUUCCCUUCGGGGCGACUACGACUUUGUUUCAAAUCCAAGGAGUCGUUUCUUGGUAGUUGACCCUCUCGAUUCCGCUCUCCGUCCAUCAUCAACAUCGACACCUGGCCGAACUUCCGGACAGUUUACUAUCCAUGACCCAGCUCUUGCGCAUUCUCGUGUUGGAUCUGAUCACUUCCAAGUUGAUUACGCAUUUGGACCUCCAGCAGCUGCUUCUGGAAGUCUCAAUCCUCACGCUAAGCCUUUCGUAUUCGGUUCCAGCCGUGGGUCCAAUUCGUGGUCAGUCGAUGGCGCAGCUCCCCCACCAGCACCCACUCUUGGUCAUGCUCGAUUACCGUCCCUGGGUAAACCACUUAAUGCAUCAGCCCAAGAAUUCAAGCCUACGGGUUUCACUUUCCGACCUCCGCCUGGGGUGCCUCAACUUCCAUUUCCACCACAGGAGCCCACAACGCGUCCAUUGCCGCUUCCCCCAGUACGAUCUUCUUCCACCCGAGCGCAACAAGGUAGAGAAAAGAGACAACGCCGAGGCUCCCUCACCACGACAGAUGAUGGCAAUGAUAGUGGCAAAGAAAACAUGGCUUCGUUCCGGUUCCCUGCAAUCGGAGAGACCCCUCGUAGCGUCCGCCGCUCUGCCCCACCAUCCCCUCGUGCAGGUUCGCAAGAUUUCCACACUCCUCUCCAACCACUCACAUUCUCUGGGUUUCCGACGCUGCCUUCACAAGGGGUUGACAACGGAGCUGAGAACGAUGAGAAUCUGCCAGGCAUUGAAGUUGAAGGGCUCGAGAAUGAUGACAUCAGCGAAACCAGCGCCCUCCGUGCUGCAGCACCUCCAAAAUCACGUCGUGCCCCUAUUCCUCUGGACUUCAAGAAUUCCUCUGCCACCAACACCGUCCCCGCGGGCGUCUUCAAGGCUCUUGUUGGUGAUGAGAAAACACGCCGCACUGUCCGUUCGCGUCUUAGUUCCCGUGAUGCCCUUGAACACUCGCAACGGCCCUCGCUGGAUGACUUCUCCGUACCUCCUAUUGCGUCCCAGAACAGAUCUCGCGCGCGCCUGGUCACGGACCCCGGCAUUAAGGUGGAGACAGAGUCCCCGGACAUCUUCACGCCCGCCAUCAAGCGUCGUUCAUCUUUGCCGGCCCUGCAUAGUACACAUAACUCUAGCCUCUCAAACGUGUCGAUUCCUGCCAUCAACCUCACGAAGCGUCUGGAGGCACAAGCACUCGAAGACAAGCUGGAGGCCAUUUUGGAGGAGAAAUUCUCGGCAUUACGCUCGGAGCUGGCGAAGAAUCGCGAGCGCAACUCGGGUGCUUCCAUAAAGUCGGCAGCGAGGGGUUUGGAUGAUAGUCAAAUCGACGCACGGGGAGAACUCGACUUGGAGCUUAUCCGAGAUGUUGUGCAGCAGGGUCAUGCCGAAAACCUGUUGCUCAUCCAAACGGAAUUGCGCAGCCAGUCACUCCAUCAGGGCAAUGUGGAUGUUGCUCCCAUCAUCGAACAGAUAAACCACAGAAGUUUACAGGUUAUCCUAAAUACCCUCGGCCAGCUCUCCGGCAAGCUUGACAUGCAUUCCUUUGUUGAAGAAAUCAUGACUGCCCUGACGCCAAGGUUAAACGCAUUGCGCCAAGAGCCUGUCGAUUACCAUCUUCUCACUGCCCAGCUCAGCGAGGCAGUUAAACCCAACAUCGAGCAGUUAAUCGAUCUCGCUGCGGACAAACGCGAGACAGCAGGUCUUAUCGUGAACAGUAUCCUGCCGUUGCUGCCCAACUCCGCGCAGUCCCCUGUGGAUACAGAAUCUGUCAUAGCCGAGAUCACGGCCGAAGUCCGACGGAUCAUUGCCCCUGUCGAUGCACACGAAAUUAAGGAGCAAGUUGCGGACCUUGUCGUGGAACGCCUUGACUCCCGCCUAGCUGUCCGUGACCGAGCGUUCAACGUGGAUGCAGUAGCCACGAAGGUCACCGAGGGUGUAACGAGCCUGUUGCAUUCUGUAAAUGACUCCAUACCCAAGCUUGAUAAGUUACUGGAGUUACAGUCGACACUAUCCGCGAAGAACGACGAAUUCGUUGCUAAACAGGACGCCGUCGCAUCUCUGGUUUCGGGCGUCCCUGCUCAACUAGAAGUGCUCCAACGUGGGGUGGCGACCGCUGGGGGUAUUGUGCCGCAGGAAGGGUCAGGCAGCGGAAAUGAAGAGAUCGUUGCUACCCUGCGGCGACUUGAGAGUGCCAUUGAAAAUGUUGCCGCGGGACUUGCUUCUGGAAACCAACAAUAUGAUAUACUUGUUGCCCAUCAGAAAUCCCUCCACCAGGAACUCGGUGACCGCAUCAACAUUCUUCCCGAGUCUCUGACCGCUGCUGUCCAGGCCUUGCAAACUGCCCACGCCGAAUUCGCUGUUUCCAGGGAAACAGCGAAGCACGAUGCCGAUGAGAUUCGGAAGCUAAGAACUGCGAACAGCGAUCUUCAGAUACAGCUUGCCAAGGCACGGGGUGCGCAUGGUCAAGUUCGCGUCGAGAAAGAUAACCUUGGGGAACGCCUCAAGGACAUCGAAAAUGAACGUGAGUGCCUCCGUGCCCAGGUGGAGGAGCUGCAAGCGUCGAUAAGAAACCAGCAGACCGAAACCACCGCUAUCGAACUUCGGAAUUCUGAACUUGAGGAGGCGCUAUCGCAGAGUCUUGCACGACUCAAGGCGUCUGAUGUCGCAACCCACACACAGCAAGAACGCAUUGCUGAGGUGGAAAAGGCCAACCGUGAUGCGGUAGCUGAGCAAGCAAGUCUCAAGUCGCAGGUUGAUGAUUUACAACUCCAGCUCAGAUUGGCCACCCAUGAGAAGGAGCUGACAGCCCAGUCCCUGAAGUUACUGCAACAAGAGCACGAGCAAUCCCUGGCCCAACAAAACCACUGGGAUGACCUUCGCCGCAACAUUGAGCAGAUCGAGGCUCUCGCAAAUGCCAUGCGACAGGCUGACAACGAAGAAUCCAAGGAUCUUCGACGCAUUCGUGAUCAAAACCGGCAACUCGAGAGCGAACAUGCUGCACUUCAGAAACGACUCAGAGAACAGGAACAGAAGGCUACAAAUAACGAACGGGUCGCCAAUACCGCCAAGCAGAGCCUUGUGCAGGCCCAGCAGCGUGCCGCCGAAUGGGAACGACGUGCGAAGGAAUACGAGAGCGAUUUGGAGUUGACACAGAACAGACUCGACCAGGCAGAACAGACGAAGGACCAGCUCGACGCUGACUAUUCUCUUGCUAAGCUUCAACUUGAAGAAAAAGAAGCGGAAGAUCGCUUGGUCAAAGACCGCGAACACAAACUUCGUGAACAGGUUGCUAUGCUUGAAGCUCAGGUUGCUCGGCUGGAGGUUGAUCUCAGCAAGGCGAGGAAUCAUAACCGGGUCAACGUCCCUAAGCAUACUCCCUACGCUGAGAAGGCACCGAUCCCCUCCCAAGAUGCAUCCCCACCGCCUCGACCUGAUUCUCGUGCAAGCACGAUAUAUACCGACCGCUCACGGACACCCGUUGGGCGGGACGACAGACAACCACGGAGCGACACUCCGCCACAAGCGUCUGUAUGGGAUUCUAUGCAUGCACCGAGGCAACGCUACCCACGACUUGGACCGGAGCGCGCCACAUACACUCCCUUAGCCCGAUCGACCCGAUCUAGUUUCAGACAGUCUGUCGCUUCCCCGACCCCAAGCACUGUCUCUUUGACCCCAAGUAAGCACUCCGACGGUUGGUACUUCUAG
Pisolithus orientalis is the source of this 5226-nucleotide messenger RNA. RefSeq lists its product as uncharacterized. The record is from RefSeq and is a predicted model, not a curated record. The coding region runs from base 1 to 5226 and encodes 1741 amino acids. Lineage: Eukaryota; Fungi; Basidiomycota; Agaricomycetes; Boletales; Pisolithaceae. The transcript is spliced from 14 exons.